UUAGAAAUGAUGCUAUGGCUUCUUAAGACAAUGAACUUGAGAACAUGUUGUUUCAAACUUUCUCCAGAAAACUCGGGGCCUUGUUGGGGUUUCUGUAGUUUGCAUUAUAACAUGAAAUGUGGAAUGGAAAAGUUCAGUUUGGCUCAACUGUUAAACUUCAUUUCACGCAGAUUGAUUUGCUUGGCUAGUUUUCGUGGAAAUUUUUCUUCUUUAAAAAUUCCUUAACUUCAAAUUUGUUGUAACUCCCCCCUGGUUGAGUUACCCGUGUCAUUAUUCUUUUCCUCAAAUUCCCGAGUGUUAUUAUAGCAUUUGAUCCUUUGCAAAACCUUCAUAGCAUAUAGAGACUUCACCAAGUCCAACAAAAUUGAGCCAAUGUAUUAUUUGAGUCCCUGAAUUUAAAGCGAGAAUAUUUAUCAGGGGUAUUAUGUUGUCAGUUGGUUCUGAUCUGUGGAUUUGUGUAGUUCGUUGUCCUUGUGUUCUGGUCUAGUCAUGGACCUGGAGAGAGAGAGAAUUAAAAGUGGAUGUCAGAAGAUCCUGGAAGGAAUAGAUUCAAUGUCUUUGGUAAAUUUAGAUGACCAGCAAGUACAUUCCUUGGUGAUGAUGAGAGAAAUAGCCCGUGGGGUUGUUGAUGAUCGAGAGAGAAAGGUGACGAAGAAUGACGUGAUUAGUGCUUUGCGCAACAGUAUUGAGAAAAUGGUGUCUGCAUCCAGGGAUAUUAUUGAAGUAAUAAGCAGGAUGUCGUUUGAAGGAUUAGAUGACCAAAGAAUGCGUUUAGUAUUGAGGAUGAAAGAAAUUGCACAUGGGGUUGCUGAUAAACAAGCAAGAGUUGCAGUAACUAGGCAUGACAUACUUGCAGAACAAGUUGGAGUUGGUUAUGAAGGGAUAGGAUAUAGUCCCAUGGCUGAGUCAGCAAAGACCAGCAAUGGUGAUGUCCUGAUAGAUGGGGAGCAAAACCUAAUAAAUGAAAAUGAGAUGUUGGAGGUAGAGCAUGUUUUAGGACUUGAAAAUGGAAUAGACGAAAUACAGGAGUCUCUGUUGCCAUCUUCCCUUCAGCAAUUUCUUCUGUGGCCUCCAGAUGAUUGCAUCACCUUAGAGUGGGUUCAAGACAUGAUGUUCAGCCUUGAGCAGGCUUCGCGGAAGAUGUUGCCAUCUGAGGUCUGCCAUGUCAUACCAUCGAUUUUGGUAGAUAAAUUAACUGACACUGCUCACAGUAUACUAUCUGAAGAACCAAACUGUGUGGAGAUCAACUGUCAAGAAGAUUCAAGGGUCAUUGUAGUAGGCGACAUCCAUGGGCAGUUUUAUGAUCUACUGUUUCUUUUUAAGCAUAUUGGAAUGCCUUCUGAGAGCCAGUUCUAUGUUUUCAAUGGAAAUUAUGUAGAUAAAGGAGCAUGGGGCAUGGAGGUUUUUUUGGUCUUGCUAGCUUGGAAGGUCUUGAUGCCUCACAGAGUAUAUCUACUCCGUGGAAAUCAUGAAUCAAGAUAUUGCACUGCAAGAUAUGGUUUCAAGAAGGAGUUGCGGACGAAAUUUGGUGACCAAGGUGAAGAUGUAUAUAAUAGAUGCCUACAAUGUUUCAAGGAACUUCCAUUAGCUUCAGUUAUAGGUGGCUGUGUUUAUACUACUCACGGAGGGCUUUUUCGGAGUAUAAAAGCUGCUCCUCUGCGAAAGCCAAAGCGAAAGAAGACACAAAGAGUGGAUCUUGGAUCUUUAACUGAGUUAUCUGAAGUUAAAAGAUCCACUGUAGAUUGCCCUUAUGAAGGUCCUAACAUAUUAUUGAGUGACAUUCUUUGGUCAAAACCAUCUAAAAAGGAUGGCCUGAGGGAUAAUACAGGUCGGAAAUUGGGUCUAUGGUGGGGUCCUGAUUGCACUGAGACUUUUUUAAAACAGAACAAAUUGAAGCUGAUCAUCAGAUCACAUGAAGGGCCCGAUGCAAGGGUUGGUCGGGAUGAUUUUGGGGAUAUGUUGUGUGGAUACAGCUUGGAUCAUGAUGGACAAUCAGGAAAACUAUAUACACUUUUCAGUGCUCCUGACUACCCACAGUUUGGUAAGAGGAGAUAUAACAACGAAGGAGCAUAUGCAAUAUUGAAAUCGCCUGAUUUUGAAUGUCCUAGCUUUCACUCAUUUAAAUCUGCAGAAAGACCAAAGGUGGAUCCUUAUAUUGAUUACGAUGCUGAUGAAAUGGACUUUAGCAAACUAGACUCUCCGCCAAUGAAUGCACAGGCCUCAGCCCCUGGUAUUUCAGCUUCUCAAAGAUCAUAUCCAGCAGGCGUGACACCAGAGUUUGACUUUGGGGCAUUGGGCAUUUAUAAUGCCCCUUCUUGGACUGUUCAGCUUCCUGAUGGUUCAGGUGGCACCCAAGUUGUGCAGAUUCCAAGGGCUCCUUUGGCGGAAGGACUUCCUCUUCCUCAAAACAUACAGGAACCUCAUAAGGCUGCUUAUGAGUAUUUGUUUGAGCUCAUUGCUUCCUUAAAACUUAUGCUUAUGACCAGGGAGCCUGAUAACCAGGCAAGUCAGACAGCUUUGCGAAGUAGAGCUAGGAAACGAAAAGGAGGAAGCGGUAAUUAAAUAAGGUAGUGGCCAAAACAACAUUCUCCUUUUGGCCAGGCAUUGGGUACUCUUCAUGUUGUUAUUUAGCUGUUAUAUUUAGAGUAUAUACUUGUCUUCUAUGUAAUAGUCUUGACUCAGUAGUUCUUGCUUCACAGGGACAGUGAUUUCUAUCACUUUACUAUCUUUUGGAUUGAGAAUUGAUCAAGUGGUGGAAAUAUAUGAAUUUGGGUCAUUACGUUUAGGUGUCUGUGAAUUAGGAGAGAUAUAGCAGAGAAAGGGCAUAUAGAAUCCACUUGAAUUCUGCC
Messenger RNA from Prosopis cineraria, 2849 nucleotides. RefSeq names its product serine/threonine-protein phosphatase 7-like. The record is from RefSeq and is a predicted model, not a curated record. Bases 490 to 2562 code for a protein of 690 amino acids. Lineage: Eukaryota; Viridiplantae; Streptophyta; Magnoliopsida; Fabales; Fabaceae. The transcript is spliced from 11 exons. Gene Ontology annotation, cellular component: cytosol; nucleus. Gene Ontology annotation, molecular function: protein serine/threonine phosphatase activity.